Messenger RNA from Phlebotomus argentipes, 1424 nucleotides. Its product is annotated as transmembrane protein adipocyte-associated 1-like. Gene Ontology annotation, biological process: G protein-coupled receptor signaling pathway. Bases 98 to 1267 code for a protein of 389 amino acids. Lineage: Eukaryota; Metazoa; Arthropoda; Insecta; Diptera; Psychodidae. Gene Ontology annotation, molecular function: G protein-coupled receptor activity. The record is from RefSeq and is a predicted model, not a curated record. Gene Ontology annotation, cellular component: plasma membrane. The transcript has 4 exons.
UCAACUUCUGGGCAGAUUUCUUAAUUUUCCUCGCCACUACCGUGAACAGCGCGCGUGAUUGUCGUCUGGGGGCAGUCAAGAAUGCCCCAUCGAGAAGAUGGCAUCCGAUAGUGUUGAGCAGGAAGCAGUUCUGGUGGCGAACGCCACCAUCAACGGGCCACUUUCUCCAGUCACAAUGGAGGAAUCAUUUUGCAAAUUAGCCCUUUACGUGGAAUUCUCCUCGUCCGGUGUCAGAAUCUGGGACGUCCUGAUUUUCCUCCCGAAUCUCCUGUUCCUGCUCUUCCUGGGAUUGCGCUUCAACCGCGCCAGGCUCAAGCUGCGCGCCACCAGCUCGCCAAUCUUUCUCACCUUCUACGGCAUUGUGUGGGCUUGUGUGCUGAUGAGUGUGCUGCGCUGCCUGGUCUCGAUGCUCGUCAACGCGACCACGUCUUUCGGCGGCAUGACAGACAAGAUCAUGUGGAUCGCCGUGAGGUUCUCCUUGUUGUCCGCUGAAAUGAGCGUCGUCAUCUUCGGUCUGGCCUUUGGUCACCUGGACAGUCGCAACUCCAUCAGAGCGGUACUCGUGACGACGUGCGUGAUCUCGCUGGCGUUCUCCUUGGCGCAAGGCGCGCUGGACAUCGUCCUGCCCGAUGAUGCCUUUCACAUUCCCUCAAAGGAUCUGGAUUUGUUUGGACACGGCGGCAUGCUGUUCCUCUUCGUCACGUCCCUGAUCUUCGCCACGAUUUACCUCGUGAUCUUCCUGCUGCCGUGCACGCGCGCACGCGAUUACCUGGCCCUGCCGGCUAAGAAGUCCUUCUACGUCUACGUGGCUACGCUGUGCCUCCUGGAUGGGAUGCAGGCGGUGGGCGCGGGCCUGCUGAACUGGGGCGUGCCGCAGGGAUUGUGUGUGUUGAACGUGACGAGCGGACUGUACUUCACCUUCUACACGCCGCUCGUGUACGUGACAUUCCUGCGGGAGUUCUUCAGCAUCUCGCAGCCCACGAUCCUGUUCUCCUACAAGACGCAGGUGGACGACACGCUGGAGGACGAGCACUACUCGCUGCCGCAGCAACAGAGCCUCACGAGUCUCAAGACGGAGUCGGACUUCAUCUGUCCGAAUCACUGCCUGUUCGAGAACACGCAGUUCGCGGCCAACGCGGCGUCCAUCAACCAGUUGUGCGGCGUCCAGAGUCCCGACAGUAUUACCGGCUACAGCAUAGAGUCCUCCUCGUCCAUCGAGUUCAGCGGCCGCGGUGAGUUUGGGAGUCUCGUGGCGCGGAACAAUUAGAGGCAGAUUUGGCGGGAAAAGGCACCUAAAAAGGAAUCUAGUCAAUAGUUUAUGAAGAGUAUAUUGUUGUGAAAUUCAUAUGAUACUGAACAAAGUAAUUUAAUGAGAGUGGAAUAAUCACAGUUUUAAAUAAUAAAUGACGAGACAUCAAAAUAGC